Messenger RNA from Arctia plantaginis, 993 nucleotides. Lineage: Eukaryota; Metazoa; Arthropoda; Insecta; Lepidoptera; Erebidae. The record is from the annotation of a GenBank genome assembly.
AUGGAAGCGUCUUAUGCGAAGGAGAAUGGCACGAGUGCGUCAGGUGGACACGUGUACUUGGAGCUGGGUGUCGCUCACCUCCCCACCGGCUCCGGCCGGAUUUAUGUAUUCGCCAUUCCAAAUGAAACUGAAUAUGGUCCGGGGUACGGAGACGAAUGGCUACUUUACCAGGACGAGAGUGGCACUCACAUAAUGAACUUCACUGCAAUACCAAAUGAUACGAGGGGUUUGAUAUUUGGAGAUGCUUACUACUACUUGUAUACCAGACUUAAUGCGGAACCAGAAGAACUGCAUAUCCCCAAUGACAGUGACCAAAUCUUUACUAGCCAAUACUUCAAUUCCUCCAAUUUGGUUAAGGUUAUAACUCAUGGAUGGUUAACGAAUAUGAAUGCAACAUGGCUGCAAGAUAUGAAAAAUGAAUUUUUGUCUAACAAUGAUUAUAACGUUAUUAUCAUAGACUGGAAUGAACUAUCCAGAAAUCCAAUAUACCCAUGGGCAGCAUUUAGUACCAGAUAUGUCGGAAAGCAAACAGCAAAGUUACUGGAUUCCAUAGCAAAAUCAUAUGAUAUUGACGGAAUGGACCCGGCUCGACCUUUGUUUGAACUUCCAAUGAUGCCUGAACAUUGCCGUCUAGACAAAACUGACGCUGAAUUCGUUGAUAUCAUUCAUACUAACAGUGGAGUACAUGGGUAUUACAAGAGUCAAGGACAUGCCGACUUUUAUCCAAAUGGUGGAAGUUCGCCUCAACCCGGCUGUAAUCAGAUUAUAGCACCUUUCGACUCUUGCAGUCACUUACGUGCAACCCUAUAUUUUAAUGAAUCUAUUAAUAGUGCAACGCUUUUCAAAGCAUUUCCUUGUGAAAGUUGGCAUAAAUUUGAAAACGGACAUUGUACAGUAAACUAUACCUACAUGGGCUUACAGGCUAAAAAGGAGGACGUAGGGGUCUUUUACCUUUACACCAAUUCUGAACCGCCAUUUGCCAUUAGCAGUUAA